Messenger RNA from Cucumis melo (muskmelon), 913 nucleotides. Its product is annotated as thylakoid lumenal 17.4 kDa protein, chloroplastic. Bases 82 to 795 code for a protein of 237 amino acids. The record is from RefSeq and is a predicted model, not a curated record. The transcript has 4 exons. NCBI's taxonomy places the organism in Eukaryota, Viridiplantae, Streptophyta, Magnoliopsida, Cucurbitales, Cucurbitaceae.
AUCAAGAUCAGAUGCCCCAACAUCUUCGAACGGAUAAGUCAAGCCAGAGUGAGGGAGGGGGAGGGAAUUCAAUUUUUCCAAAUGGCCACUUUAUCAAUUCCCCCCUCUCAAAAUGGUUUCUCUCGCAGCUUCUUCUCUACAAAACGCCCACAAAUUGUAUACCCUUUUCCCCAUUCGCUCCCCCGUAUCACCUGCUCUGCUACCAGGGAUGGGGCAAAACCAAGAGAGAAUUUGUCACCCUGCAAGCAUAUUAGUACCGUAGCUUGUGGACUUCUUGCUGUUUGGGCUUUGACAAAUACCUCUCCUGUCAUUGCAGCUAAUCAGAGGCUGCCUCCACUGUCUACAGAACCCAACCGAUGUGAGCGUGCUUUUGUUGGCAAUACUAUAGGUCAAGCAAAUGGUGUCUAUGAUAAGCCAAUUGAUCUUCGUUUCUGUGACUACACAAAUGAAAAAAACCAGUUAAAAGGGAAAUCUCUUGCUGCUGCAUUGAUGUCAGAUGCAAAGUUCGAUGGUGCAGACCUCUCUGAAGUGGUAAUGUCAAAAGCUUAUGCUGUUGGAGCCAGCUUCAAGGGUGUUGAUUUCUCAAAUGCAGUUCUAGACAGGGUAAAUUUUGGGAAAGCCAAUCUCCAAGGAGCUUUGUUCAAGAACACUGUGCUUUCGGGGUCAACAUUUGAUGACGCUCAAUUGCAAGAUGCAGUUUUUGAGGACACAAUCAUAGGCUACAUUGAUCUUCAGAAACUUUGUGUAAAUCCAACUAUUAGUCCUGAAGGAAGAGCUGAAUUGGGAUGUCGAUGAUUUCCAUAUAUAGCUUCGGUACUUUCACUAUUUGUAUUGUAUAAUAAACAACUUGAUUGUUUUCAGUUUUGGUAAGUAAUAUAUAUACAAAUAAAAAGUGAACUCCCUCUUACUCCUA